AUGAGUACAGCUAUUGCAAUGGCUCCUUCACCUGUACCUCACGAUAGAUCAUCAUAUGUUGAUAUCACACCCUCGAAACCUUCGAAUUCUCCUCCGGCGCAAAGAGUACCUACCUCGGCCACACCGAACGCAACAAUGGCAGCACAACGUACAGGGAGCGGAAGCCCAAAAUCAACUCCAACAAAACCUUCACCUACUACUAGUUCUCGAAAUGGUCCACCGCCCAAGAUAAUUGUGAAAAAGGAACCAUCCUCGCCUGAAAUCACAGCUUCUUCCCGUCAUAGACCUCGAAAGCUUGACCUGACCAAAAACACCUCAAGUGUCCAUCCGGGUACUGGAAGACCAUCAGCUAGUCAAUUGACAGGUAGAGGUGCUGAGUCUGGUGGACUGGGUAUUCAAGACGUCGGAUUAGCAUGUCUCUCGCCAGGCUUUGUCACACAAGAUCCAACGAUGCGAGAACAAUUACAGCGAAGUUUAUCUGUCCGUGAACAACAGAGGCAUAUCAUUGAGUCACGAUUACAACAAACUGCAAAGCCAGGUGAUGCGCCAAUGGAGAGUGCUAAAGAAAGGGAAUUGAGUGGGUUGCCAGCGAAGACACCAGGUACAUCGAGGAGAAAGGCGCCGCCAGGAUUAAGCAUUGUUGCACCGUCCCACGAGCAAUUCGCAAACGAAAGAGUUAUCCAAUCCGCUCCUAUGCACCACAGCUUUCCUGGUAGACAUCAACCACAACCUUUGACCCGUCACGUCGCCAACCAACCUUCGAAUCUUUCCAACACAUCUCACAUUCACCACGUCCCUGCUACUCAAACUGCCAACAGACUACCACCAAUCGCGGAUGUCUUCGCGGCUGAAAAUCUAGGCGCACACCGUGAAUCACCACGAGCUAACAUGUACCAAAAUUCAAAUUCAAAUUCGAAUUCUUCGCAUUCCAACUCGAGGCCAGGCUUCCCAUCUCCAGGACAUGCACCACAGCCACCUGCAUCCGCAGGACAUCAGCGUCCUCGUGAAUACCGUUCUGCUGAGGAUGCACAAGCUGAUUUAGCUGGUGGCCGUGCUGAACUUUUACCUAAGCUCGUACACUAUGGAGGUCACCAACCACCUACACCUCCUUCACCCACAAACGUCAACUCAAGAGCUUCAGAGGCUAGUCGAAGCAGUGGUAGAAGAAGACCUAGAGCAGAAUACGAGGAAGGAGCUAGUCCACCCCUCGGACAAGGUCCUCCAACUUCAAGAAGAACUGGGCCAUUUGGUGAAGGACGAGACAGUCCAAUGACCACACAACAGAAGAAGGAAGAGUUCUUGCGCCUGUGUACUCGGGCGUGGGAUCUCCUCCAUUCUUAG
This is a messenger RNA of Sclerotinia sclerotiorum 1980 UF-70, 1341 nucleotides long. RefSeq lists its product as hypothetical. The coding region runs from base 1 to 1341 and encodes 446 amino acids. The record is from RefSeq and is a predicted model, not a curated record. The transcript is spliced from 2 exons. Lineage: Eukaryota; Fungi; Ascomycota; Leotiomycetes; Helotiales; Sclerotiniaceae.